Lontra canadensis (Northern American river otter) is the source of this 1382-nucleotide messenger RNA. RefSeq names its product killer cell lectin like receptor G2 (gene KLRG2). The transcript is spliced from 5 exons. The record is from RefSeq and is a predicted model, not a curated record. Bases 58 to 1269 code for a protein of 403 amino acids. Lineage: Eukaryota; Metazoa; Chordata; Mammalia; Carnivora; Mustelidae.
UCCAUACCUGGGCCCAGGUGCGCUCCCUCUGCGUCUCUCGGUCGCUCUGCUCACCGGAUGGAGCGGGCCCAAGCAGGGUCCGGAGGAGACCAACCCGGAGCCGAGUUCCCAAUGGAGCCCUUGGGGAGCCAGGUCGCGGCGCCGGAGCAGCCGCAGGUCCCCGCAGAGGAGCGACAGCUCGAGAGUCCCGAGAGCAGUCCGAGUCUGGCCCGCGCCGCAAAGGAGGCGGCGGGCGCGGGCCAGGACCCCUCCGGCGGGAAGAAGCUGCCCCCGCCUCGCCCGGCGCUCCUGCGGCUCCCGCCCCCCAGCCUGGGCUACGGCGCCUUCCGCCGCCAGGUGUCCGCGGGCUCGGAGCCGCCGUCGCCCGGCCCCGCCUCAGCCGAGCAGUCCCAGGCCGGCGAGGUGCCGGGGGAGCCGCCGCAGGGCGCCUGGGCCCCGGUGGAGCUGCAGGUGGACGUGCGCGUGAAGUCCGUGGGCGUGGCGGGCGGCAGCCGCGCGCCCUCGCCGGCGCCGUCCCCGCGCUUCCUCACCGUGCCGGUGCCCGAGUCCCCGGCCUUCUCCCGCCACGCCUUCCCCGCGCACCCCCUGCUGCCGCGGACCCCCGCCCGGCCCGAGCGCGGCCUCGACGCCGAGGGCCGGGCGAGCCCCGCAGACGGGCGCUCGGAGCUCCCGGGCUCCCCCACGUGCCGCGGCCGCUGCCGGGAGCUGGGGCUGGAGAAGGAGGAGGCCGGCGCGCUGCUGCACCGCGCGGAGACGGGCGGCGACGAGAAGCUGCCCCGGGCCAUACAGCUCGUAGGGCUGCCUAUGUACAUGAAGUCCCUGCGCUGGGCGCUGGCAGUCAUGGCCAUGUUCCUGGCCGUGUCCGCAGUCGCCAUCGUGGCUCUGGCAUCUAGAGCAGGGACCAGAUGCCGGCCAUGUCCCCGUGGCUGGAUGUGGUCCGAGGAGAACUGCUACUACCUCUCUGCCGAAGCUCAGGCUUGGGAGGCCAGCCAGGCCUUCUGCUCAGCUCACCAGGCUACCCUCCCACUGCUGAGCCACACCCAGGACUUCCUGAGCAGAUACCCAGUCCCCAAGUACUCCUGGGUGGGGGCCCGGCGAGGCCCCCAGGGCUGGCACUGGAUCGACGGGGCCCCACUGUCGCCCCAGCUACUCCCGGAGGAAGAGGAGGACCAGCCAGAUCUCAAGUGCGGGGGCCUGGAGGGAGGCAAGCUGGUGGCUUUGGACUGUGCCUCUCCAAGACCGUGGGUCUGCGCCAAGGGGACCAAGUGACUUGGCUUCCACCCCUCCUGAGACUUGGGGGCCUGCAGCCACCCCAGGGGAAGCCAGGUUGCCAGCUGGGGAAGCCUCUUCCCUGGACCCAGACUUCCAGGUCUCCCUGCUCU